UUUAACUAGCAUCUUUCUUUGGUUCUCUUUUACUUCAAAGCUAACAUCUUUUUCUUGUUUUUUCUUAGAGAAGUUCAAGAAUGGUCUGAAAGGUUGGUUUUUUGCAUGGCGAGUCAAGGAAUUGGAGAGACUGGUUUGACAGAUUCUGGAACAUCACACCACAAUCACAAUAUGCCAUAUGCUGUUUUUAGGGGGAUAAAUCCUGCUAGCACAAGCUUCAUGUAUCAUUCUAUUCCCAAUGGUAAUCAAGAAGGAGCUGGUUUUGAUUUUGGAGAGCUAGAAGAAGCUUUUGUACUGCAAGGAUUUAAGAUGAGUAAUGAUGAAGCUAAAGCAUCUUUAUAUGCAGCAGCAGCCACAGGGAAGCCUGCUGCAACUUUGGAGAUGUUCCCUUCUUGGCCUAUGAGAUACCAACAGACCCCAAGAGAAAACUCAAAAUCAAGAGAAGAGAGUACUGAUUCAGGUUCACUUUCAAGCAGAGCUCAACCCCAUUUUGAGCCAGAAUCUCCCAUCAGUAGAAAAACAUCUUCAGACCAUCAACUUCAGAUAACACACAAAUCUCAAGAACAACAACAGCAACAGCUUCAAGAUAUGGCAAGUAAUAAUAAUCCAAGAACAGGAGUUUUACAAACUGAACUAUCUUCCAAGUCCAACAGUGAAAAGAAAAAGGGUGCUGCUUCAACCUCAGAGAGGGUACUUGAUCCUAAGACAUUGAGACGUUUAGCUCAAAAUAGAGAAGCAGCAAAGAAGAGCAGGAUAAGAAAAAAGGCUUAUGUACAACAGCUAGAAACAAGUAGGAUAAGACUUUCUCAGCUAGAACAAGAACUUCAAAGGGCUAGCUCUCAGGGGAUUUUCUUGGGAGGUGGUACUGCUGCUGGUUCCAAUAUCAGCUCUGGUGCUGCAAUAUUUGAUAUGGAAUAUUCAAGAUGGUUGGAUGAUGAUCACAGGCACAUAGCCGAGCUUCGAACUGCAUUACAAGCACAUUUAUCAGAUGGUGAUCUUAGAUUAAUAGUUGAUGGAUACAUUGCUCAUUACGACGAAAUUUUCAACUUGAAGGGAGUGGCAGCAAAAUCUGAUGUAUUUCACCUAAUCACUGGAAUGUGGACAACUCCAGCUGAACGCUGCUUCCUUUGGAUGGGUGGUUUUAGGCCCUCAGAGCUUAUCAAGAUGUUGAUAGGACAAUUAGACCCUUUAACAGAGCAGCAAGUAGUUGGAAUAUACAGCCUCCAACAAUCUUCCCAACAGGCAGAGGAAGCUCUUUCACAGGGAUUAGAACAACUACAACAAUCUUUAAUUGAUACUGUUGCCACUGCUUCUCUCCAUGAUGGAAUGCAUCAUAUGGCUCUUGCAUUGGGGAAACUCUCCAAUCUUGAAGGAUUUGUUCGUCAGGCUGAUAAUUUGAGACAACAAACAUUGCAUCAAUUACACAGAAUAUUAACAGUAAGACAAGCAGCCAGAUGUUUCUUGGUGAUUGGAGAAUAUUAUGGUCGACUACGAGCUCUAAGUUCUCUAUGGUUAUCUCGUCCACGAGAGACACUGAUCGUGGAUGAUAAUUCUUGUCAAACAAUAACGGGACUACAAAUGGUACAAUCUUCUCAGAACCACUUCUCAAAUUUCUGAUGAUAUAUCUCUUCAUGAUGAUCAAAUUGUAUUUCUGAGAGCUACCUACUUAGUUAAGUAGAUUAUUUUUUUUUUUCAUUUUUGUUGUUAGCUUCUUGAUAUUAUGACUAAGUUAUCAUGUAAAUGUAAGGAAUCAAGAUUAUGUGCAAGAGGAAGUUACCUUUAGGGUCUGUUG
This is a messenger RNA of Solanum verrucosum, 1792 nucleotides long. Its product is annotated as transcription factor TGA9. Gene Ontology annotation, biological process: DNA-templated transcription; regulation of DNA-templated transcription. The coding region runs from base 106 to 1617 and encodes 503 amino acids. The transcript is spliced from 12 exons. Gene Ontology annotation, molecular function: sequence-specific DNA binding; DNA-binding transcription factor activity. NCBI's taxonomy places the organism in Eukaryota, Viridiplantae, Streptophyta, Magnoliopsida, Solanales, Solanaceae. The record is from RefSeq and is a predicted model, not a curated record.